Messenger RNA from Acanthoscelides obtectus, 210 nucleotides. The record is from the annotation of a GenBank genome assembly. NCBI's taxonomy places the organism in Eukaryota, Metazoa, Arthropoda, Insecta, Coleoptera, Chrysomelidae.
AUGGAGUUUGUCAACACAUUACCACUUUAUACGUAUUUCUUGGCACGCUGCACUUAUAAUAUCGCGCUCUACGCGGCUUUGGCUUUGGUUGGGCAAGCGGUGAGUGAGAAAAUCGAGAGACCGAACGCUGCGUCAGAACAGAAACUCUCUCUACAACGUUGCAGGAGCGGUCAGUUUCAGUUGAAGAGACAGUCGAAGUGCUUCUGCUAA